Nicotiana tabacum (common tobacco) is the source of this 336-nucleotide messenger RNA. The record is from RefSeq and is a predicted model, not a curated record. NCBI's taxonomy places the organism in Eukaryota, Viridiplantae, Streptophyta, Magnoliopsida, Solanales, Solanaceae.
AUGGCCUACAUUGCCUUUGUGGGUCAAGUACUCAGCCAAUACAUGCAUGCACCUAAGCUGUCUCAUAUGGAAGCUGCCUUAAGAGUAGUGAGAUUUAUCAAGACUGCACUUGGCCUUGGACUGUUCAUGCCUGCAAAAACAUGCAAGCAGUUAGUUGCAUCUUGUGACUCUGAUUGGGGUGCUUGUGUGAAGACUAGGAGAUCACUGAGUGGGUAUGCAGUAAAGUUUGGUGAAGCACUGAUUUCUUGGAUGUCCAAGAAACAAGGAACUGUGUCUAAAAUCUCUGCCGAAACUGAAUUCUGGAGCAUGGCUUCUACUGUAGCAGAGGUGGUAUAG